Spinacia oleracea (spinach) is the source of this 1261-nucleotide messenger RNA. RefSeq names its product annexin-like protein RJ4. Lineage: Eukaryota; Viridiplantae; Streptophyta; Magnoliopsida; Caryophyllales; Amaranthaceae. The transcript has 6 exons. The record is from RefSeq and is a predicted model, not a curated record. Gene Ontology annotation, molecular function: phosphatidylserine binding; calcium-dependent phospholipid binding; calcium ion binding. Bases 94 to 1035 code for a protein of 313 amino acids. Gene Ontology annotation, cellular component: cytoplasm; plasma membrane. Gene Ontology annotation, biological process: response to heat; response to water deprivation; response to cold.
UUGUAGUCGUAGGCUUGUAGAGUUGUAGCUACUACAUUAUUCAACCCAAAUUUUUUUGGAAGAAAUUAUCUCAAAUUCAUAAAAAUUAUUACGAUGGCUACCCUCGUUGCCCCUCAACAUGCUGAUCCCAUUGCUGAUGCUGAAGCCCUUAGGAAAGCUUGUGAAGGAUGGGGAACCAAUGAGAAGGGAAUUAUCGAAAUUAUCUGUCAUCGGAAUGCAGCCCAGAAAAAGCUGAUCAAGGAAGCAUAUGAAGAAAUGUACAAUGAAAAUCUUAUUCAGCGUUUUGAGAAAGAGCUUUCUGGGAAUUUUGAGAAAGCAGUAUAUAGAUGGAUGUUGGACCCUUGUGACCGGGAGGCUGUUCUAGCCCAUGAUGCAUUGAAGAAAGGUGAUUUCCGAGUAAUCAUCGAAAUCUCUUGCCUCUCAUCUGCUGAAGAACUGUUGGCAAUCAAGCGGGCCUAUCAGGUUCGAUACAACUAUAGCCUCGAGGAAGAAGUUGCUUGUCAUUACUCUGGUGACAUGCGCAAGCUGCUACUUCUUCUAGUUAGUGUUCACAGGCAUGAGACUCAAGUGUCAGACCCAAAAUUGGUUGAGAAAGAGGCUGAAAUCCUUCAAGAUUGUAUCAAAGAUAAGGAAUACAACCAUGAUGAGAUCAUAAGGAUCCUGACCACAAGGAGCAAGGCUCAUCUCAUUUCAACCUUUUACCGCUUUGGAGAUAUUCAUGGCACUCCCAUUGUUGAGGUUUUGGAUUCCGAUCACGAUAAGGACUUCGUCGUAGCACUCCAAGCUGCUAUUCGAUGCAUCAAGUCCCCCCAGGAGUAUUUGGAACAGGUUCUUACUGAUGCGCUAAUGAAGCACGGAACUGAUGAGGAUGCACUGACUAGAGUCAUAGUAACAAGGGCUGAAAAGGACUUGGGAGAGAUUAAGGAUUUAUUCCACCAGAGACACAGUAAGACCUUGGAGGAAGUUGUGAUCAAGGAAACUCACUGGGACUACGAGCCUUUCCUCCUUGCUUUGCUCGGAAAGGAGAAUCACUAAACUGGAGAUCGAAAACAUUUGACAAUUACAGUGUUAUCACUGUAAUCUCUGUUUCUAGUGGUUCAUCUCUUCUUUUAGCUUGUUUUCUGGGAAUUUUUUACUUCUUCAAUGUUGGUGAGAGACCUUACUUACAACCUUUUCUGCCUUUCAUAUCCUUCUAUAUAUGUGUGCUAUGUAUUGCUGAGAAAUGAGAAUAAUGACAUGUGAUUGUUUUAUUGUUUGAUUA